This is a messenger RNA of Microtus oregoni (creeping vole), 1878 nucleotides long. RefSeq names its product BCL2 antagonist/killer 1 (gene Bak1). Gene Ontology annotation, biological process: extrinsic apoptotic signaling pathway in absence of ligand; intrinsic apoptotic signaling pathway in response to DNA damage; regulation of apoptotic process. The record is from RefSeq and is a predicted model, not a curated record. Gene Ontology annotation, molecular function: protein heterodimerization activity; protein homodimerization activity. Gene Ontology annotation, cellular component: mitochondrial outer membrane. The coding region runs from base 172 to 795 and encodes 207 amino acids. NCBI's taxonomy places the organism in Eukaryota, Metazoa, Chordata, Mammalia, Rodentia, Cricetidae. The transcript has 6 exons.
CUUCCAGACACCGUGAAUUCACUGACGCGGGUUCCCACAAGUCAGGCCUGAAACCUUGCCCCUGGGAUCAGCCGCCAGACUCUCGGGAUCUUUGUUUCUCAGACUGCUGAGCCAUCCACAUCUGGACCAGAACCGCGCAGAGUGAAAGUGCUGUCCACACAGACCUGAAAGAUGGCAUCUGGACAAGGACCAGGUCCCCCAAGGGAGGGCUGUGAUGACUCCCCUUCUGAACAGCAGGUUGCCCAGGACACGGAGGAGGUCUUUCGAAGCUUCGUUUUUUACCUCCAUCAGCAGGAACAAGAGACCCAGGGUGCUGCUGCCUCUGCCAACCCCGAGAUGGACAACUUGCCCCUCGAACCCAACAGCGUCUUGGGUCAGGUGGGCCGGCAGCUUGCUAUCAUUGGAGAUGACAUCAACCGCAGAUACGACGCGGAGUUCCAGAAUUUACUGGAGCAGCUCCAGCCCACGGCUGGGAAUGCCUAUGAACUCUUCACUAAGAUUGCCUCCAGCCUGUUUAAGAGCGGUAUCAGCUGGGGCCGCGUGGUGGCUCUCCUGGGUUUUGGCUACCGCCUGGCCCUGUACGUCUACCAGCGUGGUUUGACCGGCUUCCUGGGCCAGGUGACCUGCUUUUUGGCUGAUAUCAUACUGCACCAUUAUAUUGCCAGAUGGAUUGCGCAGAGAGGCGGCUGGGUGGCAGCCCUGAAUCUGCGCAGAGACCCCAUUCUGAUCGUGAUGACAAUUCUUGGUGUGGUUCUGUUGGGCCAAUACAUGGUACAGAGAUUCUUCAGGUCAUGACUCCUGGGAGCCCUUUGGGGCCCCAGCCUAAACUUCUCCCUACCCCCCUCCCCUGCAACAAUCCUCUCCUUCCUCCAAGAGCACAGAUGCUUUAGCAAACAGGCCCCCUGCUUUGGAGACCCGCUGCCCAGGGGUCCCCGAGGAGGCACGGAUACCCCAACAUUGCAUGGUGCUACUGAGCCCCGUCCUGUCUGAGCGGGCUGAUUGGUGCCUUGGAGACACAAGAGACUGGGUACUGCUUCCCAGGAAGUUUUUAACGGUUUUUGCUUUUUAUACUACCAUUUGAGACACCCCCCACACUUUUCUUCCACAGAACCCCAAGUCAGGCAUUUGGGGAUCUGGGGACCAGCGGUUCUAACCUUUGUCCCCAGACCUCCUGCUACUUUGGAAGGUCAGAACUUGAGAGGGGGCUUGAGCCCAGACUGGCCCUCCCUACACAGGGCUGGCUGUAAGGGUGCGUGACCUGCUCGGUCCCCCCACCCCUGUUUCUUACUCCCCCAGUUCCAUCCCCCAUUCUCCUCUCCCCCUUCCAACCCCAUUGCAUUUUGCCUUUGUGGCUGGACUCUCAGGGAUCCCGAGCCCACAGUGAGGGUGGAGGUCAGAGUUCAGACCACAGCUGUCUGAAUAUGUUCAUCGAGGCCCUCCAAACCUUUGUCCCUUCCUGGCAUUCUCCAGUUUUCACCCAUCCCCUGACCCAAGGACCACUGCUUCCAACCUAGUGGGCAGGGGAGACCCUCACCUUCUCUCCAGAGCCCCAGGUGAGCCUGCCUGCUAGGAGGGCCUCCUUGACUGAGAGAAGAGCCUCGGACUCUGUUGUUAGGACAGGGGAAGGGGCGGACUCAUUUGGAGGUCUCAAGCUAAAGAGCUACACCUGCAGGGGCAAUUGUGGAUCUGGGUGCAGUGUGACCCCGGACCUGUGAAUACUUGAACCACACCACCACCCAUGCUCCUUGUCUGCCUAGGCCCUUUGGGUGGGGUGGGGGUGUCUUCUCUAUCUUGCACAACAUAGGGGUAAUGCAGGGAGGGGAGGCAGACGGGUCCCCCACCUCACCUCUAACUGUGUCUGGAAAUAAACUGUGCAAU